Messenger RNA from Pelmatolapia mariae (spotted tilapia), 15810 nucleotides. Its product is annotated as ryanodine receptor 3-like. Gene Ontology annotation, biological process: intracellular calcium ion homeostasis; release of sequestered calcium ion into cytosol by sarcoplasmic reticulum; striated muscle contraction. NCBI's taxonomy places the organism in Eukaryota, Metazoa, Chordata, Actinopteri, Cichliformes, Cichlidae. The record is from RefSeq and is a predicted model, not a curated record. The transcript is spliced from 105 exons. Gene Ontology annotation, cellular component: sarcolemma; Z disc; smooth endoplasmic reticulum. Gene Ontology annotation, molecular function: ryanodine-sensitive calcium-release channel activity; protein binding. The coding region runs from base 209 to 14875 and encodes 4888 amino acids.
CCCCGCCACGCACCCGUCCCCAGUUGCUCCAGCCCACCGAUGCUGACACACACUCCUCCUCCGGGCGGCGAGCACAGGGGCGUGAGCACAGGGGUUUUUGAGUGACACAUGCUGCGGUAGUCUCCCGCUGUAUGGCCGUGGAUUAGCUAUAUGCUAAUUUCGACAGGAGAAGGGAGCCAGCGGAGUCUGAACAGGCUCCUUUGCAGCCAUGGCUGAAGGUGGAGAAGGAGAGGAUGAGAUCCAGUUCCUCAGAACUGAUGAUGAAGUGGUGCUCCAGUGUGUGGCUUGCAUCCAGAAGGAGAAUCGCAAGUUCUGCUUGGCUGCCGAGGGGCUCGGCAAUCGACUGUGUUACCUGGAGCCCACAUCUGAGGCAAAGUAUGUUCCCCCAGACCUUUGCAUCUGCACCUUUGUGCUGGAACAGUCCCUGUCAGUGCGAGCCCUGCAGGAGAUGCUGGCUAAGAGCGGACAGAACAGCGAAGGGAGGCUCAUAAGGAAGGCAGCGCAGAGUGGCGGACACAAGACUCUGCUGUACGGACACGCCAUCCUCCUGCGGCAUUCCUUCAGCUCUAUGUACCUGGCCUGUUUGAAGACAUCAAGGUCACAGACAGAUAAGCUUUCCUUUGAUGUCGGCCUGCAGGAGGAUUCAACAGGUGAGGCUUGCUGGUGGACAAUCCAUCCAGCCUCCAAGCAGAGAUCAGAGGGAGAGAAAGUACGCAUCGGCGAUGACCUCAUCCUCGUCAGCGUGUCCUCAGAGCGAUACCUUCAUUUAUCCAUCUCAAGUGGCAACAUCCAGGUGGAUGCUUCCUUCAUGCAGACUCUGUGGAACGUCCAUCCCAUCUGCUCUGGUAGCAACAUAGAAGAAGGCUACCUGUUAGGUGGUCACGUGAUGCGGCUAUUCCACGGACAUGACGAGGUUGUUACCAUCCCGGGAUCAGACCAGAGUGAAGAGCAGCAGAGGAUAGUCAACUAUGAGACGGGUAAAGCUGGUGCCAAGGCGAGGUCUUUGUGGAGGCUGGAGCCACUCCGAAUCAGCUGGAGCGGGAGCCACAUCCGCUGGGGUCAGCCCUUCCGGCUACGGCACCUGACCACCGGUCACUACCUGGCUCUAACGGAGGACAGGGGGCUGGUGCUUCAGGAUCGGGAGAGGUCUGACACCGUUGCAACAGCCUUCUGCUUCAGAGCCUCUAAGGAGAAGCUGGAGCAGAGCCCCAAGCGCGACAUCGAGGGAAUGGGAGUGGCCGAGAUUAAAUACGGGGACUCGAUCUGCUUCAUCAUGCACGUGGCCACGGGUCUCUGGCUCUCCUACCAGGCGCCCGAUGUCAAAUCUGCUCGUCUGGGUCCCCUCAAGAGAAGAGCAUGCCUGCAUUCUGAAGGUCACAUGGAUGACGGAUUGACCCUCCAGCGCUGUCAGCACGAGGAGUCCCGCGCCGCACGCAUCAUCCGCAACACCACGCUUCUCUUUAAGCGAUUCAUCAGAGACCUGGAUUGUCUGGGUGUUAAGAACAGGGCACUGGUCGCUCUGCCCGUGGAGGAGGUGCUCCAAACCCUUAAUGACCUCAUCACUUAUUUCCAGCUCCCCGAUGCCGAGCUGGAGCACGAAGAAAGGCAGAUCAAGCUGCGUUCGCUCAAAAACAGACAGAACCUCUUCAAGCAGGAAGGCAUGCUGACUCUGGUGUCCAACUGUAUUGACCGACUGAACGUCUAUAACAGCGCCGCACAUUUCGGGGAGUGCGCGGGCUCGGAGGCCGGAGCGGCCUGGAAAGACAUUCUCAACCUGCUGUAUGAGCUGCUGGCUGCGUUAAUCCGAGGGAACCGCAACAACUGCACACAGUUCUCCAACAACCUGGACUGGCUGGUGAGCAAGCUGGAGAGACUGGAGUCUUCUUCAGGGAUUCUGGAAGUUCUGCACUGCAUUUUAAUCGAGAGCCCCGAGGCGCUCAAUAUCAUCCAGAAAGGACACAUUAAAUCCAUCAUAUCGCUGCUGUACAAGCAUGGACGCAACCACAAGAUACUAGAUGUGCUCUGUUCACUGUGUGUGUGUAACGGCGUAGCUGUGCGAACCAAUCAGAACCUCAUCUGCGAUCACUUGCUGCCCAAGAGAGAUCUGCUGUUGCAAACCCAGCUGGUCAAUGAUGUCCAGAGCAUGAGACCGAACAUCUUCCUGGGUGUGAGUGAAGGCUCGGCUCAGUACAAAAAGUGGUACUAUGAACUCAUGAUCGACCAGGUGGACCACUUUGUGACCAGCGAGCCCUCCCACCUCAGAAUCGGCUGGGCGAACACAAAAGGCUAUGCACCCUACCCGGGAGGAGGAGAGGGCUGGGGUGGUAAUGGAGUUGGUGAUGAUCUCUACUCGUACGGCUUUGAUGGACUCCACCUCUGGUCAGGUCGUAUCCCGCGGGCGGUUGCGUCCAUGAACCAGCACAUUCUGACCUCAGAGGACGUGGUGAGCUGCUGCCUGGACCUCGGAGCCCCCAGCAUAUCCUUCAGGAUCAACGGACAGCCCGUCCAGGGCAUGUUUGAAAAUUUCAACACAGACGGACUCUUCUUCCCUGUCGUCAGUUUCUCUGCAGGUGUCAAGGUUCGUUUCCUGUUGGGUGGACGGCACGGUGACUUUAAGUUCCUGCCUCCAUCAAGCUACGCACCGUGUUAUGAGGCUCUGCUGCCAAAAGAGAAGAUGAAGGUGGAGCCGGUGAAAGAGUAUAAGAGAGAUGUGGACGGAGUUCGAGAUCUGCUGGGCACCACCCAGUUCAUGUCGCAGGCCUCCUUCAUCCCCACACCUGUGGAAACCAGCCAGAUUGUCAUGCCGCCUCAUUUGGAGAAGGUUCGGGACAAGCUGGCUGAAAAUAUCCAUGAGCUCUGGGGCAUGAAUAAGAUUGAGCUUGGCUGGUCUUAUGGCAAGAUAAGGGAUGAUAAUAAGCGGCAGCAUCCGUGCCUGGUGGAUUUCUCCAAGCUGCCGGAAACAGAAAAAAACUACAAUCUGCAGAUGUCAACGGAGACUCUGAAGACCCUGCUGGCGUUAGGCUGUCGUAUAGUUCACAUGAAUCCAAAUGCUGAGGACUCUCUCAAAAAGAUAAAGCUCCCUAAGAACUACAUGAUGUCCAAUGGUUAUAAGCCGUCCCCUCUGGACCUGUCCGAUAUCAAACUGACUCCGGGGCAGGAGCUGCUGGUGGACAAACUGGCAGAGAACGCUCACAAUGUGUGGGCCAAGGACCGGAUCAAACAGGGAUGGACAUACGGGAUUCAGCAGGAUCUUAAAAGUAAGCGUAACCCUCGCCUGGUUCCUUAUGCUCUGCUGGAUGAACGCACCAAGAAGUCGAACAGGGACAGCCUGCGGGAAGCUAUCCGCACUCUGAUUGGCUACGGGUACAACAUCGAGCCCUCGGACCAGGAAAGCGGACAAGUCUCGGAGCGCCUCAGCAUUGAUAAGAUCCGCUUCUUUAGGGUAGAGAGAACAUACGCAGUGAAGACCGGGAAGUGGUACUUCGAAUUUGAGGCUGUCACCGGUGGAGACAUGAGAGUGGGCUGGGCCAGACCUGGGUGUAAGCCAGAUGUGGAGCUUGGCACAGAUGAGCUUGCGUUUGUCUUUGAUGGAUACAGGGGCCACUGCCUGAACAUGGGCAGCCGGCUGUUUGGGCGCUGUUGGCAUGCUGGGGAUGUGGUGGGCUGCAUGAUCAACAUGGAGGACAAGUCCAUGAUCUUCACUCUGAACGGGGAGAUCCUGAUCACCACCAAGGGCUCUGAACUCUGCUUCACGGACUUUGAAACUGAGGAUGGGUUUAUUCCAGUGUGUAGCCUCGGUCUGUCGCAGGUGGGUCGUAUGAAUCUCGGGAAGGAUGCUAGCACCUUUAAGUACUACACCAUGUGCGGCUUGCAGGAGGGAUUCGAGCCAUUUGCCGUCAACAUGAAUCGAGAGGUCACGAUGUGGUUCAGCAAGCGUCUGCCUACUUUUGUCAACGUGCCGAAGGACCACAACCACAUUGCGGUAACCAGGAUCGACGGCACCAUCGACAGCCCUCCUUGUCUCAAAGUCACCCACAAGACGUUUGGGACACAGAACAGUAACGCAGACAUGGUGUUUUGUCGUCUGAGCAUGCCUGUGGAGUUCCACUCCGUCUUCAAGAUCAGCCCUGUGGUGGACAUGAACGGUGUUCAUGAGGAAGAAACCCUUAAAGUUAAACACAGAUAUCCACUGAGAUCUGUGAGGCACAGCGAUGAAAGUAGACGAGUGGACUACAGCAGCAUCACUACGUACUACCAUUCAGUGAGGGUCUUUGCAGGUCAGGACCCUGCCUGUGUGUGGGUUGGAUGGGUUACUCCUGACUACCAUUACUAUAGCAACAGCUUCAACCUCAGCAAGAAUCGUACAGUGACUGUAACCCUGGGCGAUGAACGUGGGCGAGUCCACGAGAGCGUGAAGAGGAGUAACUGCUACAUGGUGUGGGGUGGUGAUGUCACCAGCACUUCCCACACCUCCGGUCGCAGCAAUGUGGAUCUGGAGAUCGGCUGUCUAAUAGAUUUGGCCACUGGCCUAUUGACAUUCACCGUCAAUGGCAAAGAUAUCUCUACCUCCUACCAGGUGGAACCAAACACCAAGCUUUUCCCUGCCGUGUUUGUGCGACCCACCAGCCCCAGCCUCUUUCAGUUUGAACUGGCUAAAAUAAAGAACGCCAUGCCUCUGUCAUCAGCCAUCUUCAAGAGUGAGCAUAAGAACCCGGUUCCACAGUGUCCGCCCCGACUGGAUGUCCAGACCAUAAACGCCGUGCUGUGGAGCCGCAUGCCCAACAGUUUUCUCAAAGUGGAAACGGCCAGGGUUAAUGAGAGGCAUGGAUGGGUGGUUCAGUGCGUGGAGCCCCUGCAGAUGUUGGCAGUGCACAUACCUGAAGAGAACAGGUGCGUUGAUGUCAUGGAGCUCUCGGAGCAGGAGGACAUGAAGAAGUUCCACUAUCACACCUUGAAACUGUACUGUGCCCUCUGCGCUCUGGGAAACACUCGUGUGGCCCACGCCCUUUGCAGCCACCUGGACCAAUCACAGCUCUUAUACACCAUCGACAAUCAGUACCUGUCUGGCAUGUUACGCGAGGGCUUCUACAAUGUUCUGAUUAGCAUCCACCUGGAGACAGCCAAAGAGGCACGACUCAUGAUGAAAGAUGAGUUCGUCAUUCCUGUCACGGCCGAGACACGCUCCAUUCGUCUCUUUUCUGAUGCUUCUAAAAAGCACCUCCCGCCCGGGGUGGGGCUUAGCACCUCCCUGAAACCACGCCUAAACUUUACCCCACCGUGCUUCAUCAGCACCAAACGGGAGCAUCUGUACAGUCCCCAAAUCCCACUGGAUGCACUGAAGGAGAAAGCGAUUUCGAUGUUGACAGAGGCUGUUCAAAGCGGAGGGCACCACAUCCGAGAUCCUGUCGGAGGAUGCGUGGAGCACCAGUUUGUUCCAAUCCUGAAGCUCAUUAGCACCUUGCUGACGAUGGGUGUUUUAGGAAGCGAGGACGUUCGUAAGAUUUUACUGCUCAUUGACCCGAACGUCUUCAAAGAGGCAAGAGAGGAGGGAGCCACGGGGGCCACAGACAAAGAGGGGCUAACAGGGGCAGAGGAAAAGGCGGUGGAAGCUGGAGAAGAAGAGGCAAUCAAAGAGGCUCAACAGCCAAUGGAAGGACUGCUGGAGAAGAGGCUGCCAGAGCCGGUUAAACGACAGAUGUGCGAGCUGCUUCACUAUUUCUGUGACUGCGAACUGAAGCACCGUAUCGAGGCCAUUGUGUCCUUUUCUGACAGCUUCGUGUCCAAGCUGCAGUACAACCAGAAGUUCCGCUACAAUGAGCUGAUGCUGGCCCUCAAUAUGUCUGCUGCUGUUACAGCAAAGAAGACCAAAGAGUUCAGAUCACCGCCUCAAGAACAGAUCAACAUGCUGCUGAACUUCAGUAUGGGAGAGGACUGCCCGUGCCCUGCAGACAUCCAGGAGGAACUCUAUGAUUUUCAUAAUCAGCUGCAGCUCCACUGUGGAAUCCCUAUGGAGGAAGACGAAGACGAGCAGGAUACAUCGAUUAAAGGUCGCCUCCUUAUGCUGGUGAGCAGGAUCAAAGGCCAGGCGCACAAAGCAGAGGAGCCCACGAAGAUGGAGCAAGCUGCACCCUCCAAUCUGAAAGAGCUUAUCUCUCAGACCAUGGUCAGCUGGUCCCAGGAGUGUCACAUCCAGGACCCUGAACUUGUUCGCAAAAUGUUCAGCCUGCUGAGGAGGCAGUACGACAGCGUUGGAGAGCUCCUCCGGGCCAUGAGGAAGACGUACACCAUCAGCGCUGCCUCGGUCCAGGACACCAUCAACCUCUUGGCCUCCCUGGGUCAGAUCAGAUCUCUGCUGUCAGUUCGAAUGGGAAAGGAGGAGGAAAAGCUCAUGAUUGAUGGACUGGGUGACAUUAUGAACAACAAGGUCUUCUACCAGCACCCGAACCUCAUGAGAAUACUGGGCAUGCAUGAGACUGUCAUGGAGGUCAUGGUCAAUGUCCUCGGAGGAGACAAGUCCCAGGAAAUUGCCUUUCCCAAGAUGGUGGCCAGCUGUUGUCGCUUCCUGUGCUACUUCUGCCGGAUCAGCCGUCAGAAUCAGAAGGCCAUGUUUGACCACCUCAGUUACCUACUGGAGAACAGCAGCGUGGGCCUAGCUUCGCCAGCUAUGAGGGGCUCCACUCCUCUAGAUGUGGCUGCUUCCUCAGUGAUGGACAAUAACGGGCUGGCUCUGGCACUUGAAGAACCUGACCUGGACAAGGUGGUCACCUACUUGGCUGGCUGUGGUCUUCAGAGUUGUCCAAUGCUUCUGGCUAAAGGUUAUCCAGACAUUGGCUGGAACCCCAUUGAGGGAGAGCGCUAUCUGUCCUUCUUGCGGUUUGCUGUCUUUGUGAACGGCGAGAGUGUGGAGGAGAACUCGAGUGUUGUGGUGAAGCUGCUGAUCCGUCGUCCGGAGUGUUUCGGACCUGCUCUGAGAGGAGAGGGAGGGAACGGUCUCCUGGCUGCCAUGAAGGAAGCUAUUAAGAUCUCUGAGACGCCCGCUUUGGACCUCCCAGGCUCCGUCCAGGGAGUUAGCUCUGAUGUGUCUGGUGAUGGUGACGAUGAAGAGGAGGUGGUCCACAUGGGCAAUGCCAUCAUGUCGUUCUAUUCUGCUCUCAUCGACCUGUUAGGACGUUGUGCCCCUGAGAUGCAUCUCAUCAACAAAGGGAAAGGCGAAGCUCUGCGCAUUCGUGCUAUCCUGCGCUCUCUAGUGCCUACUGAGGACCUCGUGGGAAUCAUUAGCAUACCGCUCAAAAUGCCCAUUACUAACAAAGAUGGGUCAGUGACAGAGCCGGACAUGUCGGCAAGCUUCUGUCCGGACCACAAGGCCCCCAUGGUGCUGUUUUUAGACAGAGUGUAUGGUGUGGAAGCCCAGAGCUUUCUGCUUCACCUGCUUGAAGUUGGCUUCCUCCCUGACCUGAGGGCUGCUACUUCUCUGGACACGGAGGGUCUGUGUACCACCGAGACAGCCCUGGCUAUGAACCGCUACAUCGGUUCAGCCAUGCUGCCCCUCCUCACCCGCUGCGCCCCUCUCUUUGCUGGCACCGAGCACUACGCCACCCUCAUAGACUCCACCCUGCACACCAUCUACCGCCUGUCCAAGGGCCGAUCGCUGACCAAGGCGCAGAGAGAUGCGAUAGAGGAGUGUUUGCUGUCUGUUUGCAAGCACCUUCGUCCCUCCAUGCUGCAGCAGCUCCUGCGCCGCCUCGUCUUUGAUGUGCCCUUGUUGACUGAUUACUGCAAGAUGCCUCUAAGGCUGCUAACCAACCACUAUGAGCAAAACUGGAAGUACUACUGCCUCCCUUCAGGCUGGGGCAGCUUUGGAACAGCCUCUGAAGAUGAACUAUUGCUUACCAAGAAGAUCUUCUGGGGAGUGUUUGACUCUUUGUCUCAGAGGAAGUACGACCCUGAGCUGUUCAAGAUGGCCAUGCCUUGUCUCAGUGCCAUAGCUGGAGCUUUGCCGCCAGACUAUGUGGAUGCCUCCAUUUGUACCACUGUGGAAAAGCCUGUUUCUGUGGAUGCUCAGGGCAACUUUGACCCCAAACCAAUCAAUACGGCUAACAUCGCUCUUCCAGAGAAACUUGAGCAUUUUGCCAACAAGUACGCCGAGCAUACCCAUGAGAAAUGGUCUGCAGAGAAGGUGCUGCUGGGGUGGAAAUAUGGAGACUGUGUUGAUGAGAAGGCGAAGACUCAUCCUCAGCUGAGAACCUACAAAGGCCUCACGGAGAAGGAGAAGGAUAUUUACAGAUGGCCUAUUAGAGAGUCCCUGAAGAGUAUGCUGGCAAUGGGGUGGAGUAUUGAUAGGACCAAAGAUGGAGAGAGCAUGUCUCAACAGAGGGAGACUGAGAAAAUGAGAAAGAUAUCUCAGGCCUCACAGGCUAACGGCUUCAAUCCGAGCCCAAUAGACACAAGCAACGUGGUUCUAUCCAGAGAGCUGCAAGGGAUGGUGGAGGUGGUGGCUGAAAAUUACCAUAACAUCUGGGCCAAGAAGAAGAAAAGUGACCUUGGAAGUCGAGGAGGGGGAACACAUCCUCUGUUGGUGCCCUACGACACGCUGACGGCCAAGGAGAAGGCCCGCGAUCGAGAGAAGGCUCAGGACCUUUUUCGCUUCCUGCUAAUCAAUGGAUAUAGCAUCACAAGAGGUCUGAAGGACUUGGAGCAGGAUUCCUCCUCCAUGGAGAAAAGGUUUGCCUACAAAUUCCUCAAGAAGCUGCUCAAAUAUGUUGACUCAGCCCAGGAAUUCAUUACCCACUUAGAAGCCAUGGCUGCCAGCGGGAAGACAGACAGGUCACCUCAUGAGCAAGAAAUCAAGUUUUUUGCCAAAGUGCUCCUCCCUCUCAUUGACCAGUACUUUAAGAACCACUCUCUCUACUUCCUGUCCUCCCCUAAUAAGAAUCUAAGCAGCAGCGGCUAUGCCUCCAACAAGGAGAAAGAAAUGGUCACCAGCCUCUUUUGUAAACUGGCAGCUCUUGUCAGACAUAGGAUUUCACUUUUUGGGAGUGACUCCACCACCAUGGUCAGCUGUCUGCAUAUCCUGGCACACACACUCGAUACCAGGACAGUGAUGAAGUCGGGCUCCGAGCAGGUGAGGGUGGGGCUGAGGACGUUCUUCGAGAACGGCGCAGAGGAUCUGGAGAAAACGUUUGAGAACCUGAAGCUGGGGAAGUUCACCCACUCCCGCUCGCAGAUGAAAGGAGUGUCGCAGAAUAUCAACUACACCACCGUAGCUCUGCUUCCCAUCCUAACUGCUCUGUUUGAACACAUUACUCAACACCACUUUGGAGUCGACCUGCUCCUGGAUGACGUCCAAGUGUCCUGCUAUCGAAUCCUGACCAGCCUCUAUGCUCUGGGCACUGGGAAAAACAUCUAUGUAGAAAGACAGCUGCCAGCUCUCGGUCAGUGUCUGGCAACUCUGGCCGGUGCCUUGCCUGUUGCCUUCCUAGAGCCGCAACUCAACCCGUACAACCCCUGCUCAGUUUUUAAUACGAAGAGCGCCAGAGAACGAGCCACCCUAGGAAUACAAGACUCAGUGGAGGAAAUGUGUCCUGGCAUGCCACGGCUGGACCGCCUCAUGAAGGACAUCAAUGACAUGGCAGAGUCUGGAGCGCGGUACACAGAGAUGCCCCAUGUGAUUGAGGUGGUGCUGCCCAUGCUGUGUAACUAUCUGUCCUACUGGUGGGAAAGGGGUCCUGAAAACCAGCCGGCCAGCGGUGGAAGCAUCUGCUGUACCACAGUCACCUCGGAGCACCUCAGUCUGAUUCUCGGCAACAUCCUCAAGAUCCUCAACAACAACCUGGGCAUCGAUGAGGCCUCGUGGAUGAAGAGAAUUGCAGUGUACGUACAGCCCAUCAUCAGCAAGGCCCGUGCAGACCUGCUGAAGAGCCACUUCCUGCCCACGCUGGAGAAACUAAAGAAGAAGACAGUGAAAGUGGUGGCUGAGGAAGAGCUCCUCAAGGCCGACUGUAAAGGAGACACUCAGGAGGCCGAGCUGCUCAUCCUGGACGAGUUUGCCGUACUCUGCAGGGACCUGUACGCGUUUUACCCUAUGCUCAUUCGUUAUGUGGACAACAACAGGUCAAGGUGGCUGAAAGAACCAGAUUCAGACUCUAAUGACCUCUUCAGGAUGGUCGCAGAGAUAUUUAUCCUUUGGUGCAAGUCACAUAAUUUCAAAAGAGAAGAACAAAACUUUGUGGUCCAGAAUGAAAUCAACAACCUUUCAUUCUUGACUGGAGAUAAUAAAACCAAGAUGUCCAAGUCCUUUAAGGAAAAGUCUGGGGGACAAGAUCAGGAGAGGAAGCACAAGAAGAGGCGAGGUGAGUUCUACUCCAUCCAAACCUCACUGAUUGUAGCCGCCCUGAAGAAGAUGCUGCCUAUCGGUCUUAACAUGUGCACCCCGGGAGAUCAGGAGCUCAUCUCUCUGGCUAAGACACGCUACCUCAUGAAAGAUACAGAUGAUGAAGUUAAAGACCACAUUCGGCAGAACCUGCACCUUCGCGAAAAGUCUGAUGACCCUGCCGUGAGGUGGCAGCUCAACCUGUACAAGGACAUAGUGAUGAGGACUGAGGGGCUUUCAGACCCUGAGAAGGUGGUGGAUCGUAUCCAGAGGAUCUCUGCUGCCGUCUUUAACUUGGAGCAGGUGGAACAACCACUGAGAUCCAAAAAAUGUGUGUGGCAGAAGUUGCUGUCCAAGCAGAGGAAGCGCGCCGUUGUCGCCUGCUUCCGAAUGGCUCCGCUUUACAAUCUGCCGAGGCACAAAAAUAACAAUUACUUCCUGAAUUCCUACCGGCACAUUUGGCUGGAGAUUAUGCACGAGAACGCAGACUGUGACAGUCUGCUCUCAAUGCUGACGAAAAUACAGCCUAAAGUGGAGGAAGAGGAGGAGGAGGAGGUGAGAAAGCAGCCAGACCCUCUUCACCAGCUCAUUCUGCAUUUCAGCCAUAACGCUCUGACUGAAUGCAGUUCUCUGGAAGAGGAUCCCUUGUAUAUUGCCUAUGCAGAUAUGAUGGCAAAGAGUUGUGCUGAAGGCGAAGAAGAGGAAGGAAGAGAGAAAACAUUUGAGGAAAAGGAAAUGGAGAAGCAAAAGAUGCUGUAUCAGCAGGCCAGACUUCAUGACCGAGGGGCUGCGGAGAUGGUGCUUCAAAUGAUCAGCGCCAGCAAAGGUCGACUGGGUGCUACAGUAACUGUCACGCUCAAGCUGGGCAUCUCCAUUCUCAAUGGAGGGAACAUCCUGGUUCAACAGAAAAUGCUGGAUUAUCUCAAGGAAAAAAGAGAUGUUGGCUUCUUUAAAAGCUUGUCCGGACUCAUGAUGUCAUGCAGCGUCCUGGACUUGAAUGCUUUUGAAAGGCAAAAUAAAGCUGAAGGUCUGGGUAUGGUAACUGAAGAGGGAUCAAUCAACGUGAGUGAGCGGGGUUCCAAGGUACUGCAGAAUGAUGAAUUCACUAAGGAUCUUUUUAGGUUUCUGCAGCUUCUCUGCGAGGGACAUAACAAUGAUUUUCAAAACUUCCUAAGGACGCAGACAGGGAACACAACUACAGUCAAUAUAAUCAUUAGUACUGUGGACUACCUGCUAAGACUGCAGGAAUCCAUUAGUGAUUUCUACUGGUACUACUCUGGCAAGGAUGUCAUUGAUGAGGCCGGUCAGAGGAACUUCUCCAAAGCACUAGCAGUGGCAAAACAGGUGUUCAACUCUUUAACAGAGUAUAUACAGGGUCCGUGUAUAGGGAAUCAGCAGAGUCUGGCUCACAGCAGGCUGUGGGAUGCAGUGGUGGGCUUCUUGCAUGUUUUUGCCAAUAUGCAGAUGAAGUUAUCUCAGGACUCCAGUCAGAUUGAAUUACUAAAGGAGCUGCUGGACCUGCAGAAGGACAUGGUCGUCAUGAUGCUCUCGCUACUUGAAGGUAAUGUUGUGAAUGGAACUAUCGGCAAACAGAUGGUGGACACCUUGGUGGAAUCUUCCAGUAACGUGGAGAUGAUCCUGAAAUUUUUCGACAUGUUCCUCAAGUUGAAGGACUUGACCACUUCGGACAGCUUCAAGGAGUACGACCCCGAGAGCAAAGGCGUCAUCUCAAAGAAGGAUUUCCAGAAGUCCAUGGAGAACCAGAAGCAGUAUUCUCAGUCUGAGAUUGAGUUUCUUCUCUCCUGCGCCGAGGCUGACGAGAACGACAUGUUCAACUACGAGCAGUUUGUUGAGAGGUUUCACGAACCGGCAAAAGACAUCGGCUUUAACGUCGCCGUGUUGCUAACCAAUCUUUCAGAGCACAUGCCUCACGAUGCCCGCCUCUCAACUUUCCUGGACCUGGCCGAAAGCGUCCUCAGCUACUUCGAGCCUUACUUGGGCCGCAUUGAGAUCAUGGGCGGAGCCAAGCGCAUCGAGAGAGUGUACUUCGAGAUCAGCGAGUCGAGUCGCACGCAAUGGGAGAAGCCUCAGGUGAAAGAGUCGAAGCGGCAGUUCAUCUUUGACGUGGUCAACGAGGGCGGAGAGAGCGAGAAGAUGGAGCUGUUUGUAAAUUUCUGCGAGGACACGAUCUUCGAGAUGCAGCUGGCCUCUCAGAUUUCAGAGCCAGACCCCGUUGAGCGCCCGGAGGAAGAAGAGGAUGACAUCCAGACCAUGAUGGAGAACCAGGAAGAGGAAGACGAGGAGAGCGCGAUGAUGGAGUCUUCCUCGGCAUUUACAAUCGCAUGCAUCUCCAUGAGGAAGAGCUUGUGUCACUUCCGCCAGCUGCUUACCCUUAAAAGCAUGCGGCGGCAAUUCAGGAAAUUCAGGAAGAUGAGCGUGAAGGAGAUGGUGCGGGGCUUCUUCUCCUUCUUUUGGAUGAUCAUCACGGGCCUCUUUCACUUUGUUUACAGCCUAAUUUGGGGAUUCUUCCACAUCUUGUGGACCACGAUGUUUGGGGGUGGCCUCGUUGAAGGGGCUAAGAACAUGAAGGUUACAGAUAUUUUGGGAAACAUGCCUGACCCCACUCAGUUCGGGAUCCAUGGAGACGUGUUAGAAACGGAAAAGAUGGAGGCAAGCGAAGCGUCAGCGUUGGCGGAGUUGGGUCAGAUGGCUCAAGGGGAAGCAGCAGAGGCAGAUCUGAUGGCUGAGCUACUCAACAUACAGCCGAAGAAGGAGGGCAAGCACGGGGCCGAGCCAGGUUUGGGGGAUGUGUCUGAGGUGGUGGUGGGAGAUGCCCCAUCAAUAGCCAGUGCGGUCAAGCAGAAGAAGGCACAGAUGGCUGCAAAGACGAGGGCUGUGAACGGAGACUACAGAUCUGAUACAGAGAAGGGAGAUUCAGAAGAUGGUGAGAAGAAGGACCACGACAAGAGCAGAGACGAAGCUCCUCCAGAGUUGUCAGUGGAGGAGAAGAAAGCCCCGAAGAAAAGGCUCGGCUUGAAGAAGGAGGCACCGGAGGCUUUCAUGGCGAGCUUCUUCGCUGGCUUGGAAGUCUACCAGACUAAGAUGCUGAACUACCUGGCAAGAAAUUUCUACAAUCUCCGCUUCUUGGCACUUUUUGUUGCCUUUGCUAUCAACUUUAUUCUUCUCUUCUACAAAGUGACCGGUGAUUACUCGGAUGAUGAAGACCCCUGGAACGGUCGAGGCAGAGCUGGGGAGGAGGAAGACGAGGGAGCGCUUGAGUAUUUCGUCUUGCAGGAGAGCACAGGUUACAUGGCACCAACACUUCGCUGUCUGGCAAUACUACACACCAUCAUAUCUUUCCUGUGUGUAGUGGGAUACUACUACCUGAAGGUGCCUUUGGUAGUGUUCAAGCGGGAGAAGGAGAUAGCAAGGAAGUUGGAGUUUGCGGGCCUCUACAUCACCGAGCAGCCGUCUGAUGACGACAUUAAAGGACAGUGGGACAGACUGGUCAUCAACACUCCCUCCUUUCCCAACAACUACUGGGAUAAAUUUGUCAAGCGCAAAGUGAUAAAAAAGUAUGGAGACCUUUACGGAGCAGAGAGGAUAGCAGAGCUGCUGGGGUUGGACAAGAGUGCCCUGGAUUUCAACCCUACAGAGGAAACUGUUGCCAAGGAGGCUUCACUGGUGUCAUGGUUGAGCUCAAUCGAUACAAAGUACCAUGUCUGGAAAAUGGGGGUUGUGUUUACAGAUAAUUCAUUCUUGUAUCUAGUUUGGUACACCACCAUGUCCAUCCUGGGUCACUACAACAACUUCUUCUUUGCCGCCCACCUGCUGGACAUCGCCAUGGGCUUCAAGACUCUCCGCACCAUCCUUUCAUCUGUCACGCACAACGGCAAACAGCUGGUGCUGACAGUGGGCCUGCUAGCUGUUGUGGUCUAUCUCUACACUGUGGUGGCCUUCAACUUCUUCAGGAAGUUUUACAACAAGAGUGAGGAUGAGGAUGAGCCGGACAUGAAGUGCGACGACAUGAUGACGUGCUACCUAUUCCACAUGUAUGUUGGGGUAAGAGCAGGAGGCGGGAUAGGGGAUGAGAUUGAGGACCCAGCUGGUGACCCCUAUGAGCUCUACCGCAUCCUGUUCGACAUCACGUUCUUCUUCUUUGUUAUUGUCAUCCUCUUGGCCAUCAUCCAGGGUUUGAUCAUUGAUGCCUUUGGAGAGUUAAGAGACCAACAGGAGCAGGUCAAAGAGGACAUGGAGACCAAAUGUUUCAUCUGUGGGAUCGGGAACGAUUACUUUGACACAACCCCCCACGGCUUUGAGACCCACACCUUACAAGAGCACAAUUUGGCCAACUAUCUGUUUUUCCUGAUGUACCUCAUCAACAAGGAUGAGACAGAGCACACUGGACAGGAGUCCUACGUGUGGAAGAUGUAUCAGGAGCGCUGCUGGGACUUUUUCCCAGCUGGAGAUUGCUUCCGCAAACAGUACGAAGAUCAGCUUGGAUAGAGCAGAUGCAUCCUCCUUACCUCUAUCUACGUGGCCUGCUGGAGCAUGUAGUCCCACCUACAACUGCUGGAAUACGACACACACUCCCACCACUGGUUUUGACUGGUGUGAGGAGAGGCAAAUGAAAAUGAUGUACCCUGUAACUGUCAGUACAGCACCCGUCUAUGAGGAAAUGACCUAUAACUUGCCCAGACAUUUAGGUUUUCUUUUGGUUUGGGGGACUCGUUUUUGACAGCGUGUUGCCUUUUACUCCACAUAACCCCAAAUCAUUGCACAAUUUUUGUUUUCUUUUGGUCUUUUUGAGAAAUAUUGGGUUGUGUGGGGUUAUGGGGACAAUGUGUGAGUCAUAUUAUGCACAAUAUAUGAAUGUUGAACUUGAGACUUAAUGCCAAAAGAAAAGCAGUGGAGUAUAGUAGAUAUACAUAGUGCGCAAAAAUGUGAUUUAAGAAAAGAUUUUUUUUCGUCAGAUGUUGUAACAUUUAUCUAUCGAGAUGGAAUCUGUAGGAUGACGUGACAAAAGGUUUAUUGUGUAGGAUUUUUUUUUUAAAAAUGCCUAAAGUUCUUCAUGAAGUGCCUUACAGUACUGUAUCUACAUUACAAUGAAGCUAUGCAAAACUUUUGGUUUUUUUCUUUAUUGUAUGUAAGUACAGUAGUUUUCCUGGAGCAGUAACAAGUAGCUGUCCAGAUAUGUAGUUUGUGGCUGAACACUUUCAUUUGAACGUGGAAGAAGAGCAUUGGGACAAUUUCUUUUGUUGCCGAAUGCAGCGUAACUGCAAAUGUUCAAGAUACACAGUGUAUAAAUGACACAACAGAAUUUACUGAAGACUUUCAAACAAGAACAGAAAAAAAUGAAUUGCUAUUGUAUGGCCAUUUGUAUGUAAUAGCUUUGCUGAUCUGUGCAUUUCUUUUGAUGGAAAAAAAAAUAAAGAAAUUGA